UUAGCAAACACAUUACGGACUGAAAUUUGAGCAAGGCCGAAUUCGAGCAAGGCCGAAUUCCGACAAAAGCAAGGGCCAGAAACCAGAAGCCAUCGAAAUCAGCUUGUGGACUCAGGCACAAGUGGUCCUAAUCUAGUGUAUAUCAGGCCCAUUUAAAAUGAAAAUAUUUAAAUUGAGGUUAAUAUCGCCAGAUCCCGCGAUUUCCCUCCCGUCCGAAAUUUUCGAGCGCCAAAGUUUGGGCUGACGUUGAAGAAAUUCAAAUUUUUAAUCCAAAACUUUCAGACGCAUCUUCUUCAAGUUCAAAACCCAUAUCCUAUCUGCCAAAAACACUUUCCCUCUUCAGACCAGAAAACUCGAGGUGGCCACAAGCCGCCUAAAAACUCCAAGUUCAAACUCAUAGAGCGCCUUUCUCGAGCCGGGUUCAACUCAAUUUGAUUUUCUUCAGAAUUGUAAAUUCUUGCAGCAAGAUUUGGGGUUUGUUUUUUCUUUCUUAGUCUGAGGUGAAGAAAAUAUGGUCAGAGAGAAAAGCUUAGAUUCGUUUUACAGUCGGCUUCGUGAAUCUGCUUUAGCUUCAGCUUCCUCUACUCCUUUGCUCAUUUUCCCUUCAACUUCUGAUGUGGAUUCCCUGUGUGCUCUAAAAAUAAUUGGCCACGUUCUUGAGCUUGAUUCUGUUAGAUAUGCGUGUUACCCUGUUUCCAGCUUUAAGGAAAUCCACAAGUAUGCUGGCCCCAGUUUGUGUGCAUCUUCUGAUGCACCCAUUACCAUUUUGUUAAUAAAUUGGGGUUGUCAUAGGGAUCUGAGAAAGGUAUUAGAAAUUGGUCCCUCUGCUAAGGUAUUUGUUGUGGAUAGUCAUAGGCCAAUCCAUUUGCAUAAUUUAAGCACCAAGAAUGAUCGGGUGGUGGUGCUCUACACAGAGGAUGAUGAGCAUCAGGCUGACUUAGCUUAUGAUUUUGAUGUUUCUGAAUUGGCUAAUGCGGGUGAUAUGGAAAGUGAUGAUGAAUUUGAGGAUGAUUCAGAUAGUGAGGAUGAUAGCGGGAGUGAUGAGGAAGAUGGUGGCGGGGGUCUCGGGACUCGAAAGAGGAGGAGGCUUUCAGAUGAGAGUGAUCCUGCUAAGAUUUUCAGAAGAUUGAAGAAAGAAUAUUACCUGAUGGGUACGUUCCAUGGGAAGCCAUCUGGUUGUUUGAUGUAUGAUCUGUCUCAUUCUCUCAGGAAAAACACGAAUCAGUUGCUUUGGUUGGCUUGUGUGGCUUUAACUGAUCAGUUUGUUCAUGAGAGAUUGACAGAUGAGAGGUACCAAGCCGGAGUGAUGGAGCUUGAGCAGCAUAUUAAUAGCUCGGGUAAUUUGGAUACGAUUACUUCAGUUACCCUCAAGGAUGGUACAAAGGUUACUGCACCUGACACUUCUAGAAUUGCAUAUGAGGAUGAGCCGAGGCUGAUGUUGUUACAAGAAUGGAACUUGUUUGAUUCAAUGUUGUGUUCAUCAUAUGUUGCAACAAAAUUGAAGACUUGGAGCGACAAUGGCAUCAAGAAGAUGCAACUUCUUUUAGCUCGAAUGGGGUUUGCCCGGGAAGAGUGCAAACAGAAGUUCCAGUACAUGAGUGUUGAAAUCAAGAGGAGAAUGAAGGAUAUGUUUGAGCAGUAUCUUCCUGAGUUUGGUCUCACUGAUUUUUAUUAUAGAGGUUUUUUGCUAUUGCAUGGGUAUAGUUCAAAGGUUUCUGCUGCAGAUGUAGUUCAUGGGGUUACUGCCCUUUUGGAGUCACAUGUUGCGUCGGAUGGCUCUUCUUCAUCCAGACAGUUUGGAAUAGCGUAUGAUGCACUGUCCUUGAACAAACUUGAGAAGCUGGAAGCUGGAAUGAAACAAGCUAUCAAGGUGCAAAGGUCGAUUCUCAGACAAGGUAGCUCAGCAAUAACCAAGAAAGGCUCUAUAAGGAGUGGGAGUAAAUUCAGGUGGGUGAAGCUAGAAGAUUCAGCUGAUACAAAGGUUUUAUGCCAUCCUCAGGCCUUGACCAAAUUUGGUUACUUCCUGAUGGAUGCCUUACGAGAGAAGGGUGCAAGAAUGAAGCCAUUGAUCUGUGUAUGCUACACUCAAGAACGAGAUAAAGUGUUGAUGGUUGGGCUUUGUGGGAAGCCACGGCUGGGUGCAGUUCAGGGAAAUGCAUUUGGAAUUGCUUUCAGAAGUGCAGCCGAGGAAACAGGAAGAGAAUAUUUUCAUGAGCUAUUUGAAUCCUCAUGGAUAGUGUUAGAUUCUGAAUCCGUGAAUUCGUUUAUGAUCAGGUUAACAGAGAAGCUUCUAUAGUAGACAUAGCUCGACAACUUUUCCUUGUAAGUUUAAAUUGUGACUGUUUGUAACUGAAUUUUUUGACACCAAAUGUCUUUUCUUUAAGUUUAACUUGUUAGAGACCAUAAAUGAAGAAACCUUCAUUUUAUGCACUAUUGUAUAAUCUAUAUUUCUGUAACAGCUAGAUUCUUCUCUUCCAUU
Oldenlandia corymbosa var. corymbosa is the source of this 2479-nucleotide messenger RNA. Lineage: Eukaryota; Viridiplantae; Streptophyta; Magnoliopsida; Gentianales; Rubiaceae. The record is from the annotation of a GenBank genome assembly.